Messenger RNA from Hordeum vulgare subsp. vulgare (domesticated barley), 1592 nucleotides. Its product is annotated as OVARIAN TUMOR DOMAIN-containing deubiquitinating enzyme 1-like. Gene Ontology annotation, cellular component: nucleus. The transcript is spliced from 10 exons. Lineage: Eukaryota; Viridiplantae; Streptophyta; Magnoliopsida; Poales; Poaceae. Gene Ontology annotation, molecular function: ubiquitin binding; cysteine-type deubiquitinase activity. Bases 13 to 1254 code for a protein of 413 amino acids. Gene Ontology annotation, biological process: protein K48-linked deubiquitination. The record is from RefSeq and is a predicted model, not a curated record.
CGAAGCAAAAAAAUGGGCCCGAAGAGACAAUACGAUGACCUGGCCCAGCCAUCCAAAGCGGGAAGCAGCGGAGACGGCGGCGGCGGCGGCGGCGAUGACAGACCGUCGAAGGCGCCACGGCUCUCGCCGGCACCUCCACCGCCACCUCCCGCGCAGUCGCACUCUCGCGACCAGACGGCGCUUCCCUCCUCACUGCCCCCGCUUCAGCCGCCUCCCGUCGACAAGGAUGCGGUGGGUCUGGAAGAAGGGGAGAUAGAAGAUGAUGCAGAUCCAGGGGAGGAUGAUCAAGAUUCCCAAGGGAAGCUCGGAGUAUCACUUCCUGAACUUUCACUCGGCCAGUUGCUGGUUGGGGAAACGUACGUCAGAUCACCAAAGGACCACGGUGUCCUCACUGGUGGUUUGCGGUGUCCAGAUGCUUAUCCGAAAAUAUUAGGACGUCAGGAACAACUAUCGGAAUUGGUUCGUGAAUCUCCAGAUAACUCCAUCAUCCAGGAAAAGAUGAAGAUUCUCAAUAAGCAUUAUGUGCGCUUCAGAAGAACUCUCCGAGAUGGCAGCUGUUUUUACAGAGCUUUUAUGUUCUCCUACAUGGAGAUCCUUCGACACCUGCAAGAUAAACAAGAUGAGGUUACUCGUCUUAUGGAAUGUUUGGAUAUCUCUAAAGAUAGAUUCUCUCGUCUUAGGUGGCACAAAGCAGACUUCUCAAUAGAUCCUGAAAAAUACUUCUCAAGAGUUGUUUCUGAGCUCGAGGAGGUUAUCAAUGUCAUUGCAGCAGGCUGUACUUCUGAAUGGCUGUACCAGAGAAGCCUGCAGGAGUCCUUUUCAGGCAGGGUUAUACCUCUCCUUAGGUUGCUUACUGAGACUGAAAUCCGUACAGAGAAGUUCUACAAGCAAUAUAUCCCAGAAAAUCUGAGUGUUUGCCAGUUCUGUAGGAAAACGGUGCGAUCCCUUGAUGCUGAAGCUAGCACUAUACAAAUGAGGGCUUUAACAUUCGCACUUGGCAUACCGUUGCGUGUUGAGGUUGUGGACAACAGCUUGAUGGAUCAAGGUGUGUUAGUGAAGCGCCUCGAUUUCUUCCAUGAGACAGAUUGGGACAAGGGCCCUCUCCGUUUGACUCGGGGCUACCUUUCUUCGAGCACAGCUCCUAUACAACUGAAGCAGGGAAGCUACAAUGCCGACUUGCUAUCACCUGAUGGCACACCCAUGCCGACCUUGUUGUGUAGGCGUGACCAGUGUGACAUUCUUUACCGCAAGUGAACAAAGUAUGCGAGUUCGCUCGCUCGCUCGACAAAAACUACGUCCGGGAUGAUUAUAUGGAAGCCUAGUAACAGUCUUGUAUAGUGUGGGUGGCCGUUUGUCGGUCUGCUCCCAAACAACCUGUGAGUGACUACUUCUGCUACGAGGUUUACCCUGAAUGACAUGCCAUGUUCUGCUCCUUGGUUUUCUUGUUCUUGCUGAUGCUGUUGUUAGUUACACCUGUAUUUGGAAGGAAGCUACAGAAUGGAAGAUAUGAUAGGCACAUAUGAAGAAUUAUUGGGAUACUGUUUUUUGCAAAGAUUUGCAACAUCAAACCUGGCUUAUGUCAGAUUCUGUGA